GCGGAGUUUGUUCCCUUCUCGCUUCCCCCAGUCCCCUCCUCGGAAGUGGACACUAGCUGUCUACUUUCCCCAAAUUUCUUAUUUAUAUUUCACAAUAACACCCCCCAACGGAAGCCAAGAUGGACGACUGAGCCAAAAACGGGUCCUCGAUUUCCCUGACUUGACUUAUCUCGGAACUGAGUGGACCGGAUGAAAUCCAACCGCGGUUUUGUCCGCUUCGCAGGGGAGGUAGCUGUAUCCGGUGGGGAGGGGACGGGAGGCUUAACCAGGGCGAGAAAGAAUGAAGUUCUCCGAACCCUGGGGAGUCCACAGGCUGGCUUUUCUUCUCGAGAAGGCCAUAUCUAGGGAAGCCAAGAUGUGGAAGGUCUACGUGCCAAAGAAGCCCUCCUCACAGGAUACAGAUAUCUCCCCGACUCACCGGGACAAGGCCGUGUGCUGGCUGACGGAACUCCACGGCAGACUGCAGCUGUACCCAGAGACUCUGGUGUUAGCUGUUAGCAUUCUGGACCGCUUCCUAGCUUCCAUCAAGGCCCGUCCAAAGUACCUCCGCUGCAUCGCAAUUGCCUCUUUCUUCCUGGCUGUCAAGACCUGUGAGGAGGAUGAGUGUGUGCCCUCUCUGAGGGAGUUGGUUGCGUCCAGCAGCUGUGGCUGUUCUCCAUCAGAGAUCCUGAGGAUGGAAAGAAUCAUCCUUGACAAACUCAACUGGGAUCUCCACAACGCCACCCCGCUGGACUUCCUGCAUAUUUUCCAUGCAAUGGUGUUGUCAUGCUGUUCUGGGCUUUUGGACUCGUUUCUGGGACUGAACCACUCUCAGCAUCUCGCCCUGCUCACACGACGACUUUACCGCUGUUUGGCCGAUCACGCACUCGUUCAGCUGAGGGGAUCCAUGCUGGCCUUGGCCCUCAUCACUCUGGAGCUGGAGACCUGCUGCCCCGACUGGCUGGCUCUCACCAUCGAGCUGCUGAGGAAGGCUCGGAUCAACACCUCUGAGUUGAUUCGGAGUCGAGAGCUCGUUGCAGGUCGUCUGUCCGCAGCGAGAGCUUCCCCGCCUCCGAACACCAUCUACAUCUACAUCUACCAGCCCACCCUGCGGCCUCCGGCGCAGGACCCUCUGGGUGUGCAAUCUCCCUGCUUUGCACGGAGCGCCUACAUUGAGUCUUCCACAUCAGCAGCUGGGGCGGAGGAGGGGCACCGACAGCCCUGCGGCCUCCCGGCGCUCCUCUCUCCUCCCGAACCGUUGCGUCACCUCAACCGCCUGCACAAAGUCAGCGUGGGCUGCAAGGCUUCGACAAAGCGAAAGGUGGAGGAGAUGGAGGUGGACGACUUCUUCGACGGUAUCAAGCGCCUGUAUAACGAAGAUGGCGUCACCGCCGCCGCCUCGCAUGCGAGUGCGGAGGGAGGCCAACGGGAAGGCAGCUCCUCCCCCUGCCCUCCGCUGCAGCCGGCGCGUUACUCGUAGAAAGCGGGCCCGACUGUGCUGUGCUCGUCGCGACCAUCUCGCCGCUGACUUCAUCGUACGAAUCGUUCGAACCCAAAAGUGAUAGCGGUGUCCGAGAUGCUCCGCUAAAAUGCAGCCUCUCAGAUAUUCCGCUUCAUUCAGUCCGACAUCAUCGGUGGUUUAGUUGGUUUUGAUCAGCACAAUCCGUCCCCCAAAAUCUCGAGCUCAGUUCCCGUCAUCCCCUUCAGCCAGAAAACAGUCGCACCCAAAAAAAAAAAAUGAACAUCGAAAAAUUCAAAGCUGCUGCUAUUAUUGUUAUAGUGAUAUAUUUUUGUCGUAAAUAUAUUUAAAAAAAACAACAAAGUUACCCCCCCAAAAAUACUACUGUAAUCUGUUUGUCAAUUUGUAUUUGUUUUUCCCUUAAGCUUGCUGUCAUGUAUUCACUGUCCACUCCUCUCUUCAUGUCUCUGUGUCACGAUCCAACUUUGGAAUGUUUCUGUCUGGACGAUGAACUGUUCCUCACACAAAAAGAGCAGCUUUCAAUAUUUAGCAAAGAGCACUUUUGGAUGGCAUACGCAUGAAAUGCCAGCGAAGUCCCUCCUGGCUCUUUUUGCCAUUUGCCUCGGCUUUUUGAGGGGAUUAACUGAAUGAAGGUUUCUCAGGGUGUUAUGUUGAGGCUUUGGGUUCGAACUGAAAUGAGUUGUCUAAAGGAAACAAACACAAAUAUAUAUGGAGAUCUAUUUUCGUCACGACUGAAACAACUGCAGCAAUUCACCUUUAACGGAAGCGUUACAGUUUGACAACUGCUGUAUAGAAGUCAUCUUUCAAAAAGAAUCCAAGCUAACUUGAGAAGUCAGUUUUGCAUUGGAGGAUUGCAUAUUCCCUAACAUAUUGUCAUCAAACUAACAUGGAUGUGUGUAUGAAGAAUGGGGCCAGAUUGCAUUUGGUUAUCGUCGGCCAGAGGGAUUUCAAAUCCAAGUUAAGAUACCUUGCCGUAAAACGAAGCAUCCGAAAUGUGUGCACUUCUGUCUGAGCUCAACACAGACAAAAUGGAAUGAAUUUCAUUUAUUGCUCCAAAAAGCUCUGUUUUACCUGCUGGAGGGGCCUGCGGGAGACUGCUCCUGCUACCUGAACUCACCCUAUGGCACAAGCAAAUAAAAAGACAAUGACAACUUAUAA
Molecule: messenger RNA, 2617 nt
Organism: Phyllopteryx taeniolatus (common seadragon)
Lineage: Eukaryota; Metazoa; Chordata; Actinopteri; Syngnathiformes; Syngnathidae
Gene: ccni
Product: cyclin I
Exons: 10
Coding region: 281-1459 (392 amino acids)
Biological process (GO): regulation of cyclin-dependent protein serine/threonine kinase activity; mitotic cell cycle phase transition
Cellular component (GO): cytoplasm; cyclin-dependent protein kinase holoenzyme complex; nucleus
Molecular function (GO): cyclin-dependent protein serine/threonine kinase regulator activity
Source: RefSeq, a predicted model, not a curated record